AUAUUUUUAUUACUUGUGUUAGUAAUGGAAUGUAAUUUUCUUAUUUUUUUGCAGACAAUGUAAUGAGCUUACCGCCUGUAGCAGCUGUAGCUAAUAGUUCACAUGCUGGUGAAAUUCGAUGCAAUCUUUCCAAAAAAUUUCAUUCUUGUUCAUUUGAUAAUAUUAAAGAUGUAAACAAUGUCCAAAUGAUGUUAGUUGCAAUGUCACACAAUAUGUGUAAGAUAUCUGCAGAUAUUCAGAAAAUCAAAUCAAAUAUAAUCCACAUAAAAAGUGAAAUAGAAUCAUUCAUUCUUAAUGACUCUAAGAAUGUAAACAACAAAGAAUCACAAACCCUUGAAAAAAGAAAUGAAGAUAUACUAUCAAUAUUUCCUUUAAAUACUGAUGAUGAGCUUUUGGCUAUAGAAAAUAAAUUAAAAGAUGAGGAUUUAUCUUAUACUCAAAAAUUGAUAUCUGCAUUUAUAUUUGCAAGUGAAGGAAAAACGGCUGAAAAAGUAACUACUAGUCUUUUAAAACUAAUAUUUACACUUGAAUUAGCUUCUGAAUACAGCUGGAAAGGACAAAAAGGGAAAAAAAAACUUCACGAUCACCAUAUUUUUAAAGUUAUUAUUGCUGCUGUAAAAAAUAAGUUCCCUGGUAUCAACAAAGACGAUAUAAAGCCUAAUAUAAUGACAUGGUUUGCUCAAGCAUCCCACAAAAUUAAAACAAGCAAACAAGUAAAAGAAAGAUGCAAUAAUAAUGAUGGGAACUGUAACAAUAACGAUGACAAUCAGUUAUAAUCAGUUAUCAUCACGGCAUCUAGAACACAGUAGUCCUGCCAGAAGUCCUGCCAGAAGUCCUAAUGCCAAUCAAUUGCGUUUUCAAUUAUAAUAUUAUAUAAAAAAGUUAUUUAUAAUAUAAUAAAUAUUAACAUAUUAUAUAUUUAU
Acyrthosiphon pisum (pea aphid) is the source of this 923-nucleotide messenger RNA. RefSeq lists its product as uncharacterized. The record is from RefSeq and is a predicted model, not a curated record. The transcript is spliced from 5 exons. NCBI's taxonomy places the organism in Eukaryota, Metazoa, Arthropoda, Insecta, Hemiptera, Aphididae. The coding region runs from base 63 to 776 and encodes 237 amino acids.